Molecule: messenger RNA, 2858 nt
Organism: Toxotes jaculatrix (banded archerfish)
Lineage: Eukaryota; Metazoa; Chordata; Actinopteri; Toxotidae
Product: leucine-, glutamate- and lysine-rich protein 1-like
Exons: 7
Coding region: 1-1212 (403 amino acids)
Source: RefSeq, a predicted model, not a curated record
AUGGAGAUUCGAGCGGAGCAGAGAAAACAGAGUGAGAAUCAGCUGUCCCAACUGGAAGACUCUGAGAAGGAGCACAGGGAAAAGCUACUCAGGUUAAAAGGGGAGUUGGAGGAGAAACACGAGAGGUGGUUGUCAUGCCAGCGAAGGUGCGACACCUUACAGGAGCAGCUGUCGUCGUGGCAACAGAGAGGGGAACAAAUGAACCGGAAGUGCUGCACGGCGGAAGAGGAAGUGACACGGCUGAGGGAGGCCCUGGAGAAAGUCCUGCGGGAAACGAGAGAGCUGAGGAGAGAAAGAGACAUAUUGAUAGAGUCGCAUGGCAGAGCUCUAACCAAGAUGGAGGAAGACUGCAGACAGCAAAUGGCCUCAAAGCUGACUGCUGCCUUGGAAGAGCAGAGGACCCAGAAUGCAGUGCACCUGAGGAAGCAGACGGAGGAGUUUCGGAGGGAGGUGGACCUAGAGGUGACGAUUGACAGGGAGAAGAACCAACUGCUGCUUCUACAAUACCAACGAGACAGCACGCAGCUUCAGCAGAAGCUGGAGCAGAGAGAGCAGGAGCUGCGAGGACUGACAGAGGAGCUGCAGCAGGAGAGGAGGAGCAGGGACGAGGAGAGGAGGACACAAGAUGAGCAGAGGAGGAGGAGAGAGGAGGAAAUCCACCAAGAGCUGCAGCUCUUCCAACAGCAGGAGGCACUACAGCUGAGCCAAGCUAAAGCUGAACUACAGCAGAUGACUGAGAGGAAUGCUGAACUACAAGAAGAGGUGGCGUUACUCCAGGAGACAGUAAGGAGGGAGUGUGAGGAGAGGGAGGAGCUGACCGCUGCUCUCUCUACAGCUCAAGAGGAGCUUCUUGGAUUGCGCUCCUCAGCGUCUCAUCAAGGCUCCUCCAGAUCUCCUUCAAACCCCAUGGAGAGACACACCCCCCCAGGGAACAAGCAUUUCCAUUUCCAUAGUCAAGCCCGGGUAUCUCUUACUCGCUCUUCAACCUCCCCAAACACCCUCCGGCCCUCCCCUGUCCGCACAGACAAAGACAGAGGCCAGGGCACAGAUGGAGGAGGAGCAGGGAAGAGUUUGGAGCCCUGGAAUGGUGGUGGGGUGUUAGGUGGAGAAAAACGGCGAGAGGGGACGCUGCCCAGACUGAAAGCAAGUGGGACAGUGAGUGAAGCCAAACGUAAGGUCAGUUUAGUGAUGGGGAGGAAGGAGAGACUGUAAAAAGCAAUCACAAACUAUCAAAAUAAAACACAAUUUAUAUAGUAUAACAGUGUUGUUUUGAAAUAGUAUUUUAAUAUUAAUCGUAUCAUUUUAAAAGUAUUUUUAUUUUUCCCUUAAAAUUUAACAGUACAUGCAUUUCUAGUCAAAGUUCCCUCUAACUGUCUGUCUCACACAUAUAUAAAUAUGUACACACAGUUGUGUCUUGAUACACAAGACACAACUGCUGAGUCCUGUUCGUACACCAGCAAACUCCCAGGACACACACUCUCCGACAGACAUGGACUUGUUUUCUCAAAACCCAGCUCACGCAGUCUCGGUGGCACGCACAGGAUUUCACAGACAAACACCCAAGCACGCACAAAGUAUAUACACACACACAUACACACAGACAUAUGCAAACACACACACAGCCUGUCACAAGGGCAGGGCUGAAGGAGCAUGACAGCAUGUCCCUUGCCACCCGUGGACACAAACAAAAGGCCGGCAAACACAAAAGAAACUGUAAGGCAAGCACCCCCAGACACACACACACAGACACACAACAAUUACUCAGCCCUCUGCCCUCAGGCAUUGUGUGUUAUUGACAUCAUUCACUCCGUGCAAGGUCUUUCCAUCCCUCCCUCUCUCUCUUCCUCUCCCUCUACAUUUGGGAUGAAUUGGCAUGAUGGGAGAAAUGCUUGAAGUGUGUGUGUGACAUGUUACUAAUUUCCCCGCUUACUGGCACACAUGGAAAGCUUUUGGUUUGACUUCCCCGUGUCCUCUCUUCCAAUCCGCCUGCGAGACAAUGCAUGUGCAUGUCGUUCAUACAGAAAAGGUGGGCUGAUAAUGAUUUUAUCCUGCCAACGUUUCCUCUGUAUGCCAAAACACACACACAUAUGGUUUAUCUACUAAAAAACCCCAGUGCCAAAAGGACACUCUGAAGUACAGAACAAUGAACAUUCGGUGCCAUUAAAACCUAAUUUUCUAUGUCCUCUGUUUUUGUCUGAUGGGUAAAUAGGAAAUUUCCUAUCACACAUAACAAACUGAUUCAUGUCUUUUAUUAAAGUGUCUAACAUGGCUCCCAGUAAAGGACUUAAUUUAGAUUUUUUUAUUUAUUUGAUAAAUUCGACUUCAUAAGAUUUUUUUAAUAAGAUUUCUUAAUAAAUCUUAUUCACUCCAGAAAAAUCUUUCAGACACUGGCCCUGGUUAUUUCAUUAAAUGUUGAGUGAGUUGACUUCAUUUAAGAGACAAUCCCUAAUUGCCCCUUUAUAAAAAAAAAACAAUACAUAUUCCAUUGAUGUGAUUUAUGUGGCAAAGGUAGCAUUUGUUUUAUGCUUUGCAGCUGACCUCUUGUUGCCUUCCUGUGUUUUAGUGUGUGACCUUGUGCGUGUUUACUCAUUGCAUGACACUUUGCCAUGUGUGUGUGUCUCCGGUGAGUGAUUGUUUCUGUCCUAACACCACCAUUGCUCACUUUUUUCAUGCAGUGUCAGUGAAGGACAUCAAUUGUAUGGUCAACAUCACAAUGUAGUGUGUGCGUGUCCAUAUGUGUGAAAGAGGAAGACAUUACUUGUAAGAAUGUGCACUGUAUGUGAUUCCAAGUCCCGGUCUAGGGGUGGUUAUUGUUUAAAACAUUUCCAUGCUUGUGCAAGUGAGUUAUUCCAUCAAAC